CACAAAAAAAAAACAAAGGAGUUUUUAAACAUGUUUAUUUUCUAUGCACUUUUUUUUAUUUAAGUGAUAGUUUAAUUAAUAAACAUGUCAAGUUUAUUGCUGCAGAGGGCUGCUCUCGAUUUCUUCUUGAGGUAGAGGAGCCGCUUGCCCCGUGGCGCCGUGGGACGCGGCGGCUCAGCCGGCGGGGCCGGUGCCCCCGGGAAGCGGCGGGGCCGGUGCCCCGCCCGGGAUAGGACGGGACGGGGCCGGGGGGGGGGGGGACACGCGGUGCCCGCGGGGUGAACAUUAACCUGCCCGCGGGGCCCCGGGGGCACCAUGGCCACGGCGAACGACAGGGCCGUCCUGCAGACCAUCUUUAACCCCAGCACCCCCUUUGGGGAUAUCCCUGGGCUGGACGAGGAGGAGGAGGAGGAGGAGGACGCGCAGGAGGAAGGUGAGGCGAGGCUGCGGUGGGGGCGGCAGCCGGUUCCCUGCGCUGCCGGCGGGCGGGCGGGGGCAGGGGGGGCGCGGGCCGGGAGCAGAGCCCAGACCCCGGGGCGGUGCCCACCCGGGGCAGCGGGGUGCGGGGUGGGCACGGGGGCGGCCCCCCCCCCCCCCGACCCCCGGGGCUCCCGUCGCGCCGCCGCAGGAGGAGCCUUCGCGCCCGAGGUGCUGGAGCAGGUGCGGGACCUGGAGCUGCAGGGCGUGUCCGCCGCCGAGUCGGGAGACGUGAGCGCGGCCCUGGAGAGGUUCGGCGAGGCCAUCCGCCUGCUGCCCGAGCGCGCCUCUGCCUACAACAACCGGGCCCAGGCCCUGCGGCUGCGGGGGGACGUGGCAGGCGCCCUGCGGGACCUGGAGGCCGCGAUCCGCCUGAGCCGGGGCCGCGGCCGUGCCGCCUGCCAGAGCUUCGUGCAGCGCGGCCUGAUCCACCGGCUGCAAGCUCGGGACGAGGAUGCCCGGCGGGACUUGGAGCGGGCGGCGCGGCUGGGCAGCGCCUUCGCCCGGCGGCAGCUGGCGCUGCUGAACCCCUACUCGGCGCUCUGCAACCAGAUGCUCAGCGAGAUGCUGGGGCGGCUGCGCAACCCCGGCGGCCCCGGGAGCGAGUGAGCCGGGCAGGAGAAAGGGCGAGGUAGCGCGUGGGGCGGGCACGUCCUGGCCCCUGCAGAAAGUCCACCGCCAGCGCUGGAGCUCCUGGAUCUCCUCCUCUUGGCUGACAGCCGGGGACGGAAAGUGCUCUGGCUCUGCUCCGCCCCCAAUAAACCGCCCCGUGUCCCUGGC
Molecule: messenger RNA, 1257 nt
Organism: Tyto alba (common barn owl)
Lineage: Eukaryota; Metazoa; Chordata; Aves; Strigiformes; Tytonidae
Gene: TTC36
Product: tetratricopeptide repeat domain 36
Exons: 2
Coding region: 316-1086 (256 amino acids)
Biological process (GO): cilium assembly
Molecular function (GO): protein binding
Source: RefSeq, a predicted model, not a curated record